Molecule: messenger RNA, 1470 nt
Organism: Clonostachys rhizophaga
Lineage: Eukaryota; Fungi; Ascomycota; Sordariomycetes; Hypocreales; Bionectriaceae
Source: the annotation of a GenBank genome assembly
AUGCCUAUUUCACGGAAAAAGGCCUGCACAAACUGCCGCUCUUCUAAAGCGGGCUGUGAUAGGGCGCUUCCUGCGUGUCAUCGCUGUGUUGAGAAACAACUCCGAUGCAUGUAUGAUGGCCGGAAACGAGACCGCUUCUCGCCUCUAGCUAGGCCAUUGCUCCCACGUGUCGCAAAGAGCCAUAUCCAAGGAUCAGCUGCAAACUCAUCAGACACAUCCGAAAAUCCUGCUAUAGGCGGUCCAAGACCACCUGCUCAAUCGACAGCCGCCUUUCCCAUUGAAUGGUGGGGGUCAGACGAGUUUGGCAAUUCUAUCGACUCGACAGCAGAAAAAGGUGCUUCAAAUUCUCUUAUCCGACUCGAGCCUCCGAUAGGGGCGUCUGCAUGUAGCAUUACUGGGACCCCAUCUAGAUUCUCCCUGGAUGAAACGCUCACUGCACCUGCCUUAGGUAUACCUGGCUUGAGUUAUUCCACGCCCGAUUCCCAGUUGAGCUCAGUUACACAACGCUCGGAUUCCCGAAAGCUCAGACAACGAUACCCCUUAAGGGAUUGUUUGCUGGGUGUUGCUGUCUUAGGCCAGCUCUGCAGCUACCCCAAAAUGAUGAUUGAGGGUUUACAGCUCCCUCCGUUCAUCAAGGCGCCUUGCCAUCAGAAUGAGGAGCUCGCCCCCGGUUGUGUGACGGCGGGGAGACACCAAUGCUUCCCAAAAAGACUCGAUGCUUGCGCGGGCCUUGUUCAAAUGUAUUACUCCAGGACCGAUGAGAAUGUCGAUGCCAUAUGGAGUAUGAUCUAUGCAGAAGUAGCAAAGCUAGCAUCAGAGGUUAGAAUGGACCCGGAGCUUGAGCAGCUUACGACUUUACAGUGUCCAGUGCCAAAUGCCGAAGAAAAGCUUGAGAUCAUGCAAUGCCUCACAAUCUUUCUGCUUUUACAGGCCGACGAUCCCCAAUCAUAUGAGGCAAAUGAUAUUGACUUCCUGCUGACUGUUGCCAUUGAUACGUACUAUGACCUCGCUUUGACUCAAGAAUGGCGUUUUGAGCUCCCAAACGUCAGACCGCUGUACCGAGAGUGGAUUUUCCGAGAAACCAUGAGAAGGCUCAUGAUCAUUUACGGUAUUUUUGAUCUGCUUCUCGAAGGCAUCGUUGGCACAGAUAAGACUGGCUGCAAGGGUGGAAGUGGGCUGAGCAAUGCCUCACUUCCCUGCACUCGGGAUAUGUGGGAAGCAUCUACAGUUCGAACAUGGGUGGCUUGUUAUCAGAGAUAUAUCUCUUCAAGGCAAAGCGGUGUGAUGCUUCUCACUCGGCACAUUAUGGAGUUGAGGCUCACAGAUCCCUUUGCAAUUCCACUUGGCGAUAGCCCAAUAUCUGAAAUGGUUCACUGGUGUAAAGGAAUGGACACAUUGGGGAAUUUGAUCUGGAUGGUCCUCCCUUUACAGCAGUACCGAAUACGGGAUGACACGCGUGCAAUUUGGUGA